AUGAACCACUUCGAAAAAAUCAACCGACGAACCCUUCGACUCGCCGCAGCCGCGGUGGUGGUUUUCUGCAUGUGCAGCGUUGCCACGGCGGCACAGUUGCGGUUGCGAAGCGAUGUUCAUCCGCAGGGCGCCUUGGUGUUAUUGGGCGAUGUGGCCGAGAUCUUGACGAACGAUCCGGUCGAGGCCGAGCGUUUGGCCAGCAUCGAAUUGUUUCCAGCGCCGGCCAGCUCCCGAAAGCGAUUCGUCUCCCUGUACGAGAUGCGGGAUGCCCUGCAGCGCAAACUUGACCUCUCCGGCAUUUCCUUGUCGGGGGCCAGUCGCAUUACGGUGCACGGCGUGAUGCUUGAAGAAGAGCCCGAGCCGGAACCUGAGCGUGCUCCGGUCGUUCGUCCGGUAUCGUCGGUCGUGAAGAAACGAGCUGAGCUGCGUGUUGAAGAAGCCCUAACCGACUAUCUGCGGCAGCAAGCUCGUAGCGAAGGUCCCUGGACCAUCCGCUUUUCGAUGAGCGAAAGCCAAAUGCAGUCGAACGCCGAGGCCCUGGCCAAGGCAGACACCACGGUGACUGUCAUGGGUGGUCGAGCCCCUUGGACGGGUUCGCAGAGCUUUAGCAUUUCGGUCGAGAGCACGACCAUUGAAGGCGAAACCGAACUUCAACAGUUUUCGAUCGACACGGUCGUCACGUUGCCGCCGGCGGUUGUGGUGGCUGCGCGACCAUUGACUCGCGGCAGCCUGAUUCGCGAAGGCGAUGUGCGUCUCGAUUUUCAGUCGGACCUCCGCAAAGGCGACGCGACAUUCGAUCGGAUUGAAGACGUGAUCGGGCUGGAGACCACGCAGUCGAUCGCCGCCGGCGAUGCCAUGUUGGGACGCGAGCUACGCAAGCCGCUGCUGGUGAAAGCCGGCGACGCGGUGACGGUUUACGCCCGCACGGGUGGCAUUCAAGUUCGCACCGUGGCUCGAGCCCGCGACUCGGGAAGCAUGGGCGAGUUGGUGAGUGUCGAAACCCUCAACGAUCGCAAAGCGUACUUCGCCCGAGUCAGCGGAAUCCAGAAAGUUGAAGUCUACGCCAGAGCGGUUUCGGCCGAGGGGGCGAUGCCUGCGGAACCCAAGACGAUUGGGCCUGAAGUAGAAGAAUUGUCGGCCAAGUUCCGGGCUCAACUAGAACGGGCGAAGGAGAGGCAGCAGUUGGCCACCAACGCCAAACAGCCACGUGCCGUCGAACCGGCCAGUUUCGAGGCGGCUUCCGAGCCGCAAAUGCAAGUUCGGCAGAGUGCGACCGAAGGUUCGCCGACGAUUCUGCACCCUGUCACAGUGGUCGAUCCGGUGGGCAACUUCCAAGUUUCGUCGAGCCAGCAACCGGUGUGCAGUUUCGAACCCCUCCACACCAACGCGUCUACGCUGGACGCGCCGGAGCGACAAAUGAGCAUCUUUGACCGAGAAUAUUCGUUUCGUACACUCAUGCUUCUCGCCGUGGUUCUGCUGACUGCGGGUCGGGCUGAAGUGAAGGCGCAGAGCUCGAGCAUCUACGCCAUGCCCGAUGCUCGCACUGGCCUGACGCUGGAAGACCUUUCGCUUACCACGAUUGCGAUCACCCCACCGCAAGAGAUUCAGAAGUACGACACCAUCACGAUCAUCGUUGACGAAAAGUCACAGAUGUUGAGUGAAGGUGAAAUGCAACGCCGCAAGCGAGCCAACCUGACGGCCAUCCUGGAAGACUGGAUCGAAUUCGAAGGAGGUUGGAGCAUUCGUGCGGCGAAACAACGUCUGGGCGAUCAGAUCAUCGGCGGCAACUUGAACAGCCAGUUCCGAACCCAAUCGGAAUUGGAAACCCGCGACGGGUUGAAGUUCCGCAUCGCCGCGACCGUGGUGGAUAUUCGCCCCAACGGUCAUCUCGUGCUGGAAGCCCACAAAACGAUCAAGAACAACGACGAAUUCUGGGAGCAACGCCUCACGGGCAUUGUGAAUCCUGAGGAUAUUCUUCCCAACCGUUCGGUGUUGAGCGAGAAGAUCACCAACCUAAACAUCGCCAAGUGCGAGGAAGGCCAUGUCCGCGACGGCUACCGCCGUGGCUGGUUGCUGGAAAUCUUCGACCGUCACCAACCUUUCUAA
This is a messenger RNA of Cladocopium goreaui, 2106 nucleotides long. Lineage: Eukaryota; Dinophyceae; Suessiales; Symbiodiniaceae. The record is from the annotation of a GenBank genome assembly.